Molecule: messenger RNA, 2167 nt
Organism: Musca domestica (house fly)
Lineage: Eukaryota; Metazoa; Arthropoda; Insecta; Diptera; Muscidae
Gene: sub
Product: kinesin-like protein subito
Exons: 1
Coding region: 91-2043 (650 amino acids)
Biological process (GO): microtubule-based movement
Cellular component (GO): nucleus; kinesin complex; microtubule
Molecular function (GO): ATP hydrolysis activity; ATP binding; microtubule binding
Source: RefSeq, a predicted model, not a curated record
CUUUGAACUUAGUGACAGUUGGCGCCGAACUAUUUUGAAAUAACAUCAAUUUUGCAAACGAUUUGUGAGGUGACGCUUUCGCAAAAAAAGAUGGCAUCGGCAAAUUUGAAUCCCCAACGUGAAGUACGAUCGUUUCUAAUGGCCAGGGAUCCAAGUAUUGACAGAAGAUUCCGGCCACGACCACAAAAACGUGAACGACUUUUUGCCGAAAUUGAAGAAGAUGAUUAUUCAAGUGAUAGCUCCGUCAGUGACACGGAUAUUGAUAGCGACAUCAGAUCAUCGGGAAUCACCGAUGCCAAUUCCAGUGAUGGCUCUCACAUUGAAAGCGGUGCUCUUGUAUACCUUCGUCUGAGACCGGUUAGUCCAUGUCCCUCACCUGCCUACAAGAUAUCUGAAGAUGGCAAUGUGUUGAUAACAGGUCCGCCAUUAGAGUGUGCCAGCACAAGUAACAACAAAAAUUCCAUGGAAAAACAUUACAGCUUUUCGGGCAUAUUUAAUGCAGCAGUGAGUCAGAGUGAGGUAUAUGAAAAAUGCAUUGGACAAAAGAUAGAAAUGGAAGAAAGCCUAUCGGUCAUGACAUAUGGUACAUCGGGUUCGGGAAAGACCUUUACAUUGCUUGGCGAUGCCAAUCGCCCGGGUGUUAUACCUCGUUCCUUGGAGCAUAUAUUUACACAGUAUCAGACAAAUAUUUAUCCCAAUCCCGUCUUAAAAUUGGUCAACGGACGCAUUACUGUGCUAGAUGACUCGGCAGCGGCAAAAGAAAAUAGCAUGCGUUGCAAAAUUAUGUCCAGUUGUCCCGAAUUGGAAGGUGAUUAUGCCAACUUGCAGCAGCGUAUUGCGGCAGACCAUAAUUUUCCACAGCUUCAGUUGGACGAUGGCGUCUCUGUUCUCAUCUGGGUGUCAUUUGUUGAAAUAUACAAUGAAUUGGUGUAUGAUCUGUUGGCUCCAAUGCCAACUGGUGGCAAUAACAAAAUGCAAAAGGUUCCUGCCCGAAAAAAUCUUAAAAUUGUUUGUAACGAUGGAAAUGUCUUUAUAAAGGGAUUAACCUCUGUCUUUGUUAAAACCAGUGCCGAGGCACUUAGACUGCUACGUUGGGGUUUGCAAAAACUCACAUAUGCCUCGACAUCCAUUAAUGCCAAUUCCAGUAGAUCACAUUGUAUAUUCUUUGUUGAUGUACUGAAGUAUUAUCGCUCCGGUGUCAUUACGGAAACUUCAUUUAAAUUUUGCGAUUUGGCGGGAUCUGAAAGACUGGACAAAACCGGAAACAUGGGCUCGAGAUUGAAGGAAGCCCAGCGCAUCAACACUUCCCUAAUGGUGUUGGGCAGAUGUUUAGAUGCCGCCAACAGUGUAUCAGCCGGUGGCAAGGAUCGCAUACCCUUUAGAGAGUCUAAGCUGACAAUGCUACUGCAGGCUGCUCUGCUGGGCAAAGAAAAAAUGGCCAUGAUUGUCAAUGUAACACCCACCGACAAGUACUAUGAGGAAAAUUUAAAUGUUUUAAGUUUUGCCGCCAUCGCUAAAAAUAUUCUAUUUAAAGCGCCAGUGACAAAACAGAAUAAGUCACGAUACUCGGUGUUCGAAGGAAAAGAGCUGGACAACAACGAAUAUGUUCAACAGCUAUUGGAAGAAAAUGCCUUUUUGCGCAAUGACAACGAAGAUCUGUUGGAUGAAAAUGCCCGGCUACGCGAUGAAAUUGAACGUCUCACCAACGAACGAACCGAUGAGCUCCAAAAGCAGGAACAAGAGCUGCGUAUACAAUUAGUCGAUUCGUUUCAAAUCACUUUGGAAGAGAAUAAAAAGAAUUUCGAGCGACGACUACAAACUGAACUGGAAAGUCAGAAGCGUAUUUUCGAGUCAAAAAUGGAGUUUCUCAAGCGCAAAUACGAAGAUGAGUUGGAAGAUUUACGCGAAGAAGUGGAGGAACUGGAAAAAGAGAACAAGGAAAAUAUUGAAAAACUCGAACUGAAAGAAACGCAUGCAAAGAUCGAAGGCAAUGAAAAUAUGCAAAAUCAAAUGCUUUCGAAAAAACGACGAACAAUAGAAUAAUUAUUUUUUAAAGACUUUUUAAUAUACGUUUUUUUUAAUAUUUGUAUGUUUAUUUUUGUACUGUAGAAUAUUUGUGUUAAUAAAUUAUAACCAUUUUAAUAAAAGAUAACAUUUUUUCGAAAAA